AUGUCGUUGAGCACCUCAUCCUCACCCGACAUUGGAGAGCCAGCAACAAGGAAUGAAUCAUCCACAACAACACCGGACCCAAACCGAGAGAUUCAAACUCUCAAAGCAUUGCUCAGUGAGGCCAUGGAGAGAAUACAAACAUUGGAAGAUGUUUGUACUCACCUUAAUCAUGAAAUGACCAUCAUGAAAAAGCUGAUCACUGUUCAGGUGAAUGAGGUGAGUCAUACCAUGGACAGUAAAUUUACGGAUAUCAUCAGGAGUGUGGAUUCUAAAAUUAUGCAAACAGAGCAACGUGUGGAUCAGGUUCUCACUCGUUUUGAAACUGCCCAAGAAGAUUUCAACAAGUCGAGGGCUGAAUCCGUAAAAAAGCUACACCAUUCAGCUCUUCUAGUAACGCCCAAGAAAUCAUCCGUAACGAAUACAAGUCAUAAUCGCUCUGAUUUGAGUCUUCCUCCUUUUUCACCAAUCUUGAGAAAUGAAACGCCCCGAAACUCUACAAGCAAAGACCGACCUCCAACCAUUGAUUCAGAUCAUUCAAUCACUCAAUAUCCAGAUGAUAUGAUUGUAAAAGUGCUAGAAAGUGAAAUGUUUGAAAGCUAUAAGGAUAUGGCAUUGAAAAUUUUCAAAUAUUGCAUUUCACAAUUGGCAGAGCUUCAAAAAGGAGAGGUCAGAAAAACAAUGGGAAAAAAACAUUUCAUGAAAUUCUUCACAGAGGGUAAAUUGUCAUGCGUGCUUAAUGAAAAGAGCUGGAACUCAGAGUUGGUAUGGGUGUCUGUUCUUAAACGUCUACGCAUUGUGGACGUUUAUUCUCCCUCUGGAAAGUAUCAAUUAACCUAUGAACAGUUCGAAAAGGGCCUCUUUUUGGUAGCUCAAGAAUUGAAAGACUCACAGUUAAUGACCACUUCACAACGAUUGGAAUCAUUAAUGUUGCACAUAAUACCACUCUUCUCGGAAUUAAUUCAACAAAAAGAAGCGCAAGUUGGCUCGACACUAGAUCAUCACUCGUCGUUGCAAGAUCAUGAUGUCACCAACCAGUCCCUUAUCUUUGAAAACUUGGAGCGAGAUAUGGGACAGCUUGAGAGUACCUUCAAAAAGCAUAGAAAACAGCUAAAAGCGAUGUGGUCAUUCUACAGCUGUGCUAAAAAACCAAAAACAAAACUCAAAACUCACCUUCAUGGUCUCAACAUUAAGGACUUGCUCGAUUUGUGCCAGGUCUAUGGUUUGAAGAGUUUAAUAACGAAAGGGGACCUAGUCAUUAUAUUUGAACAACGAAUGGACAUGAAAAAAACUGAGAGUUUAGAAGAUAGACUCUCUUAUUCUGCAUUCGAACAAGUGUUGGUAGACAUUGCAAACAAAAUCUAUGGCGAAAAACCAUUUUCUAACAUGUAUCAAACCACAGAGUCACGACUGGAAAAGUUACUAAGCAAAUUAGUCAUGGCCUACGACGAUCACAGGCUAGAUAGGAGCACACAAGGUCUGUCAUUAAGAGAAUAUUAA
Naegleria lovaniensis is the source of this 1497-nucleotide messenger RNA. RefSeq lists its product as uncharacterized. The record is from RefSeq and is a predicted model, not a curated record. The transcript is spliced from 4 exons. NCBI's taxonomy places the organism in Eukaryota, Heterolobosea, Eutetramitea, Acrasida, Naegleriidae. Bases 1 to 1497 code for a protein of 498 amino acids.